Messenger RNA from Penicillium antarcticum, 717 nucleotides. RefSeq lists its product as uncharacterized. The record is from RefSeq and is a predicted model, not a curated record. The transcript is spliced from 3 exons. Bases 1 to 717 code for a protein of 238 amino acids. Lineage: Eukaryota; Fungi; Ascomycota; Eurotiomycetes; Eurotiales; Aspergillaceae.
AUGGCCGAUCUGAGCACCUUCAUUGUCUCUAUCCCAUCGGAGUCAGAUUCAGACUCUGACGAUGAUGGUGGUAUGCAACUUGAUCCCAACGAGAAUAACGAUAUCAUGAGAUACGCAGACGAAGAGGACUCAUUCUCCUUUACCGCUCCAGACCCCAUGUCUCCAUCUUACGACCAAAGUAACACCGUCGAGCAUGUCGGCCUCGAUAACACUGUUCAAACACCAAGCGAGUUUGAGCAGGAUAUGCGAUCGCGCUCCCAUCUCCGUGACGAGAAGCAUGCUGCUUUGUCUGUCCUUAUGGACCGAGAGUUACUUGUCACCUAUGCACUUGCUGCUAGAGAGACAAUUCCCCAAACCCGCCGCCGCUUCAUGGCCAAAAUGCUCUGCCCCAAUGACCCCGUCAAAGCAGAGGAGCUCUACGCCCCCCGCAUUUACCUACCCGCGCAAACCCACGGGGGCGAGGCAUCCACUAUUCGUGGCCGUUUUAACGAUAUCAUCGACAAUGAUGAAUCGGGCUGGCAUAACCCCGCCGUUAGACGCCCGCAUAAGGGGUCCCGAUCUGUUUCGGCUGCGGCUUCUCGUUCUGCUUCGGUUAGUGGUAACAAUUCGCCCCGUCGGGUUUCCUCUGGUGUUGGGCUUGCUCCUGGGGUUUCUGGUGGCAAUUUUAGGAGCCGGACUUCUCUCCAGGCCCAGACUAGUGAGGAUGAGGAUUUGUGA